CAAUCCAGUCAAUCAUUCUGAUUCUUUUCCUUUCCCCUCCAUCUUCAAACCCCAGCGAGAGAAGUAAACAACCAAGCUAGCAAGAAUCCAAACACCCAAAAACGAGAGAGAGAAAGAGAGACACGAGAGAGGGUUUUAUUUUUUUGGAGAGAGAAAAAAAAAGUAAAAACGUUUUCAACUUCGCAAUGCUAAAUUCUUCUCUUCUCCUGAAAUCAAUUCCUUCCACUUAAAAAGAUCCUUCCUUUGUUCACUAAAGAUCAAGAAAACAAAAUCCCACCAAUGAUUUCUAACCCAAAUCAUGUUUUCUAUGCUUGCAUUGCUAAAGGACCUACCGUUGUUGCUGAAUUCUCACCGGGAAAAGAAUCAGGAAUUGAAAUCAUUGGUCAAAGAUGCGUAGAGAAAACCCCGCCUAACCAUUCCAUGUUUUCUCAUACAAUCCGCAACAAGACUUACACUUUCUUAAUCGAUGACCCUUUUGCCUAUUUUGCUAUUUUUGAUGAGAAUCUCCAGAAGUCUGAGCAUUUGUGGUUUUUGAACCGUGUAAAGAAUGGUUUUGAGGAGUUUUGGGGGUCUAAGAUGAUGAAAGAUGGUGAAAAGAUUGGUUCCUUUUGUUUCCAAGGUGAAUUGCGGUGUAUGUUUAGGGAGAUAUUGGCUCUGGAUGCUGACUUGGUGAAUACUUUAAUGGAGGAAUCAUCAAAGGAUGGUAGGAAUCCAAGCUUGGAUUCGACGAAUGGGAAGGGAGCUGUGACCAGAACUUUGCUUCCCAAGCCAACUAAAGUUUUGAUGAUGAUGAAGAAGAAGCCAUCUGGAGAGGCUAAUGGAGAUCAUCAUGGUGGUGAUUUGGAUAAUAAUAAUUAUAAGGUGAAUGGUGUUGGUGAGCAUGGAAAUAGGGAGGUUUCGGUUUCGAUGAUACGAAAGAGUGGUGCGUUUUAUAUGGGGGAUGGUAAGCAAAAGGCUAAACAGAUUUGGAAGAAGCAUGUUUGGGUGGUUUUGACAUUGGAUUUGAUUGUUUGUGCUGUAUUGUGUGGGGUUUGGUUGUGGGUUUGCAGGGGGUUUAAGUGCAUUGAUGGUUGAAUUGAAGGUAUUGAAACGGGGAUGCUAUUGAUGUACUUUUUUUUAUUGGGGGUGUUCUGCUUGUAUAUUGGUUAUUAACAUUGAAGCUGGCUGCGGUUUCUACAUCCAAGAUAGAGAAGAAGAUGUAACUGGAUUCUUUGAAUAAUUUUUUAUUGACUGGUUCUCAGAGUUCUGUCCUGGCAUGCUGUCAAUGAAUCUGCUGAUGUUCUGUUGCCUUUUGAUCGCAUGAGCGGAAAGUUAUUUUUUCAGAAUGUCCGUGUUUCACUGGGACUUCUUGGUCAGGCUGCAAUUUUUUUUUUUGUCUCU
This is a messenger RNA of Populus euphratica (Euphrates poplar), 1380 nucleotides long. RefSeq names its product probable VAMP-like protein At1g33475. The coding region runs from base 280 to 1074 and encodes 264 amino acids. Gene Ontology annotation, cellular component: membrane. NCBI's taxonomy places the organism in Eukaryota, Viridiplantae, Streptophyta, Magnoliopsida, Malpighiales, Salicaceae. The record is from RefSeq and is a predicted model, not a curated record. The transcript is spliced from 2 exons.